GUUAUUCGAUGUUCCGUCAAUCAAACAAGCAAAGCAAAAACACCAUCCCCCAAAUAGCACCAGAUGGAGCAAACGAAGCAAGGAAAACGCUGCCGAACAUCAGCGAAGCAUCGUUUUGCGACUAGCUUGGAUCAAAAGUGGUUCAAGAUAACAACUAGUGCCAUGAACAUCUUUUCUAUCCUCGUUGUUUUCAUGUGCGUCGCACAUCAAAGUGCGGCAUUUUCGACUGGCGGGAUUCCGACAACGGGUAGCACUCGAGUUCGGCAAAGCAAUCUCUGUUCUUCGAUCGGUGGCGCGAACGCGGGCGAGGAGUGGAAUGGCGAAGUUGUGUCCUCGGGAACGAUACGGGGAUGUAUUGUGACUCAGGUUGGAGAGUCAGUGACCGAAUGGGUAAUCCAGAUUGAUGGCGUCGAGGCCGAUCUCGGACGUUUCAGCGAGGCAAUUUACAAGCAAAUCACAAACGACGCGAAGCGACAAAGCUUCCAGGGAUUUCGAGCCGGAACCAUUCCCCCACAAUUGUUAAAAACUUACCGUGCGUACGCUAUGGACGAAUGCGCAAGGGAAACCGUGCUAGAAGCGAUGCAACAAAACAACAUUCGACCCUUCACCAAUGCCAGAGAAGAGAUUCGUAUAGAGGAAGUCAGUAUCCCCCCUCCCAAGCAAAAGGGCAAAAAGAAGAAGAAAAAGAAGAAAUCGAAGAAGGCAUUCGGUGGUGUUGAGAGCAGCGAACCAACCGCAGCCGUUGCGGAAGAGCCGCCAGCAGAACCAGAAUGGAAACUGUUUGAAUCUAUGGACUUGGCAAUCAGCGCUGGAUGGGCCCCAGGCCAAAGUUUCAGCUUUAUUGCAACAAAUGUGAAAGGACAGAAAGUAGUUCCAGAUGAUAAAGCCGAACAGGCUUUUCCACUUGGUGCAAGGCGCUAGGGAAGGUAUUGCUCGUCUUCUCUGCUCACAAGAGGGUCUUUGCCCGGGGCAAUUGCUCCUGAAAAAUCAAAACCACUUGGCAGGGCUGUAUCACUUUCAUGCACGAGAUCGACGAUGCGCAAGAUAGCUUCAAGUGCAAAGUCAUAUCAUAUUAAUCACAUUGAAAUGUCUUCUCACUCUAUAAUUUACAUAGAUUCUUUCUGCAAUGAAAAAUUUUCUGACCAUUGUAUCAAAUACGAUGAUAGUGUUGAUUCAACAUGGGAGUGACUGUCCUAAUAGUGGUAUAAAGUGUGUGCUAGUAG
Messenger RNA from Pseudo-nitzschia multistriata, 1223 nucleotides. The record is from the annotation of a GenBank genome assembly. Lineage: Eukaryota; Bacillariophyta; Bacillariophyceae; Bacillariales; Bacillariaceae.